Messenger RNA from Globicephala melas (long-finned pilot whale), 5481 nucleotides. RefSeq names its product PWWP domain containing 3A, DNA repair factor (gene PWWP3A). NCBI's taxonomy places the organism in Eukaryota, Metazoa, Chordata, Mammalia, Artiodactyla, Delphinidae. The record is from RefSeq and is a predicted model, not a curated record. Gene Ontology annotation, cellular component: cytosol; nucleus. Gene Ontology annotation, molecular function: nucleosome binding. Gene Ontology annotation, biological process: DNA repair; chromatin organization.
GCGGCGGCGGCGGAGGCGGUGAGCGCGGGCGCGGACGGCUGCGCGUGGGGCGGCGCGGGUGCAACCGCUGUUGGACCGCCGCGGCCACCUCGCCCUCCGCACCGGGCUCGGGGACGCCGUGCUGGGGAGGCGGGGCGCUGGGGCACAUCGCGUCAGACCUUCAAGUACUUUGUUUGUGCCAAAUCAUUACUGCUUACCACAUGAGUCUAAAUCACGAUGGAUGCCAAGUAUGUCCUCUGCAGAUGGAAAAAGCGAUUAUGGCCUGCAAAGGUCUUGGCCAGAACUGAGAAGUCAGCCAAAAAUAAGAGAAAAAAGGAAUUUUUUCUAGACGUUCAGAUACUUUCCCUAGACAAAAAAAUUAAGGUGAAAAGCACGGGAGCCCAGAUCCUGAAGAAGUCUCACAUCGAAGCCAUCGCUUCCUCGUUAGCCUUGCAGAACGAGGUUGCUGCCACGCCCCUGGAGGAGCUGGCCUACAGACGGUCGCUCCGCGUGGCUCUGGAUGUUUUGAAUGAGAGGACCCGUCCGCGUCAAGGAAGCUCUUCCAGGGAAGAGAGGACCACUCAGUCUCUGAGAGUGAAGCCCACGGAACCGGCCUCCUCGCUCUGCCACUCCAGCCCUUCGCCUUUGCUCCACGAAGAUGCGUCGGGCAGUCCUGGGCACACGAGGAGGGAACGUGCGCCCCAGAGGCUGUCCGGCCUGCCCGCUCGCAAGGAGGACCCCGGGUGCAGAGUGGACCACAAGAAGGGGCUCGGGAGAAGCGGAGGCCUGCGCGCCCGAGCUGUCUCCUUGGCCGGCAGUGGUGCUCAGGACGGACGGGGAUCCAGAAAACACCGGGCAAACCGGACAGUGAACCGGACAACGACACCGAGUAAACGGGAGAGGAACCUAGCACGGGGGCCCAGCUGGGGUCAGGAAGCGCCUCCGUCCUCAGAGGGAGCUCGGGAGGAAGAGAGUGAGAUGGUGGCCGGCCUGGCAGCCCUGCGCUCCUCUCCCGGAGGUGGGGCCAAGGGUCCUCGGGGCGGCCCCAGUGCCCGUGGCCACCCUGCCCAGCACCUGUGCCCGGACAGCGGCCAGAGGCCGGGGCCCCGCAUGGCUCCACGCAGCCCCACUCAGCUCGGCCCCGCAGAGGAGACCAGAGACGCCUGGCUCCUGGAGGGAGCCCGUCCACCUUCUGAAGAGUCAGUGGAGUUGGACGCCGUGAACUGUCUCCUGGCAGAGGACGAGGAGGACGAGGAGCCCCCGAGAAUCCUUCUAUACCGUGAACCACGUUCGUUUGAAGUAGGAAUGCUAGUCUGGCUUAAAUACCAAAAAUACCCCUUCUGGCCCGCAGUGGUCAAAAGCGUCAGGCGAAGAGAUAAGAAAGCGAGUGUGCUUUUCAUUGAAGGAAACAUGAACCCCAAAGGGAGAGGCAUCACCGUGUCUCUCCGGCGACUGAAGCACUUUGAUUGUAAAGAAAAGCAGGCGCUUCUGGACGAGGCCAAGGAGGAUUUCGACCAGGCCAUCGGCUGGUGCGUCUCCCUCAUCACCGACUACAGGGUCCGACUGGGCUGUGGUUCCUUCGCAGGCUCUUUCCUGGAAUACUACGCGGCUGAUAUAAGCUCCCCCGUCCGCAAGUCCAUCCAGCGGGACGUCCAGGGGACCAGGUUUCCCCCGCUGAGCGGGGUGGGCCCUGAGGAGGCCUCGGCAGGGAACCCGCGGGGCAGGAGGCCGGCCUGCAGGAAGGUGCUCCCUGAUCGCUCGCGGGCCGCCCGGGACCGGGCCAACCAGAAGCUGGUGGAGUACAUCGUGAAGGCGCGGGGUGCCGAGAGCCACCUGCGGGCCAUCCUGAAGAACAGGAAGCCGUCCAGGUGGCUAAAGACGUUCCUGAGCUCGGGUCAGUACGUGACCUGCGUGGAGACCUACCUGGAGGACGAGGAGCAGCUGGACCUGGUGGUGAAGUACCUGCAGGGGGUGUACCAGGAGGCGGGCAGCAGGCUGCUGGCACGCGGGCACGCGGACGGCAUCCGCUUCGUCCUGGACGUGCUUCUGCCCGAGGCCAUCAUCUGCGCGAUUUCCGCUGUGGAUGCUGUGGACUACAAGACGGCUGAGGAGAAGUACAUACGAGGACCUUCACUCAGCUACCGCGGUACACGGGCCUCUCACUGCUGUGGCCUCUCCCGUCGCGGAGCACAGGCUCCGGACGCGCAGGCUCAGCGGCCAUGGCUCACGGGCCCAGCCGCUCCGCGACAUGUGGGAUCUUCCCGGACCGGGGCACGAACCCGUGUCCCCUGCAUCGGCAGGCGGACUCUCAACCACUGUGCACCAGGGAAGCCCUGUUUGUUUGUUUUUAAUUGAAGUAUAAUUGAUUUACAAUAUUAUGUUACUUUCAGGUGUACGGCAAAGUGACUCAGUUAUAUGUGUACACGUGUGUGUGUCUGUGUUCUUUUUUUUAGAUUUUUUUCACUACAGUUUGUUACAAGAUACGGAGUAUAGCUCCCUGUGCUAUAUAGUAAAUCCUUGAUGUUCAUCUUUUUUAUAUAUACCAGUGUGCAUCUGUUAAUCUCAAACUCCCACUUUAUCCCUUCCCACCCUUCCCCUUUGGCAACCAUAAGUUUGUUUAUGUCUGUGAGUCUGUGUCUGUUUGGUAAAUAAGUUCAUUUGUGUCAUAUUUUAGAUUCCACACAUAAGUGACGUCGUAUGGUAUUUCUCCUUUUCUGCCUGAUUUACUUCACUUAGUAUGGGGAUUUCCCUGGCGGUCCAGUGGUUAGGAGUUGGUGCUCUCACUGCCGCAGCCAGGUUCCAUCUCCGGUUGGGGAACUAAGAUCCCACAAGCUGUGUGGCGUGGCAAAAAAAAAACUACAAUAAUUCACUUAGUAUGAUAAUCUCUAGGUCCAGCUGUGUUGCUGCAAAUGGCAUUAUUUUGUUCUUUUUUAUGGCUGAGUAGUAUUCUAUUGUAUAUGUGUACCACAUCUUCUUUAUCUAUUCAUCGAUGGACAUUUAGGUUGUUUCCAUGUCUUGGCUGUUGUGAAGAGUGCCGCAAUGCAUGUUGGGGUGCAUGUAUCUGUUCUUUUUUUUUUUUAAGAUUUUUUUUUUUUUUAAAGAUUUUUUUGAUGUGGACCAUUUUUAAAGUCUUCAUUAAAUUUGUUACAGUAUUGCUUCUGUUUUGUGUUUUGGUUUUUUGGCCAUGAUACAUGUGGGAUCUUAGCUCCCUGACCAGGGACAGAACCCACACCCCCUGCAUUGGAAGGUGAAGUCCUAACCACUGGACCGCCAGGGAAGUACCUGUCUUUUCAAAUUAGAGUUUUGUCUGGGUAUAUGCCAGGAGUGGGAUUGCUGGAUCAUAUGGUAAUUCUGUUUUUACUUUUUUGAGGCAUCUCCGUACUGUUUUCCAUACUGGCUGCACCAACUUAACAUUCCCACCAACAGUGUAGGAGGAGGGUGGAGGGUUCCCUCUUCUCCACAUCCUCUCCAGCAUUUGUUAUUUGUAGACUUUUUUUUUUUUAAUAUUUAUUUGGUUGUACCGGGUCUUAGUUGUGGCAUGCAUGUGGGAUCUAGUUCCCUGACCAGGGAUCAGGUGAUACCCCCUGCAUUGGGAGCACGGAAUCUUAACCACUGCGCUACCAGGGAAAUCCCCCGUUACUUGUCGUCUUCAUAACAAUGGCCAUUCCGACCAGUGUGAGUGAUACCUCACUGUAGUUUUGGCUUGCAUUUCUGUAAUAAUUAGUGAUGUUGAGCAUCUUUUCACGUGCCUGUUGGCCAUCUGUAUGUCUUUGGGGAAAUUUGGAUUUAGGUCUUCCCGUUUUUCGAUUGGGUUGUUUUCUGUUAUUGAGUUGUAUGAGCUGUUCGUAUAUUUAGGAAAUCAAGCCCUCUUCAGUCACAUCAUUUGUAAAUAUUUUCUCCCAGUCCAUAGGUUGAUGGUUUCCUUUGCUGUGCAAGGGCUUAUAAGUUUGGUUAGGAUCCCAUUUGUUUAUUUUUCUUUGAUUUCUCUUGCCUUGGGAGAGGGAACUGCUGACUAAAACGAAGUGAUCUCCUUUUGGUUUUGCAGGGAAAAAGAAAUAUUUGAUACGCAGCUCCUGGAAGAAAGGAGCCGGCGAAGCUGAGGCCGGUGGAGGCAAGGCCCUGCGCUCUGGAGCACAGGCGGGCCGUUGGCCUUCCUGACGGCUGCUGCCUCUGUUUUCCUGGCUCUUGUGGAAGGUACAGCUCCUGAAAGGGUUUGAAAGGACAGAGGCAUUUUUUUUUUUUUUAACUUUACGUCAUUACCUGUGACUGUACCGUGUAGGUUCACAGAAGGUGCACGUUUGUGUUUUGUGUUGAAAAGCACUGUACCCAACAUUAAACAGGAGCUUUAAAGACUCUGAUACGAACGUACGGCUCCCGCAACAUCAGUGUAUUUUUCCGUUUGUUUCCCUCCUGUGUGUGGCUCCUCUUAUGACGGCUCCUGAGUUUGCUGUGCCUCUGUUACGUGUUUUUGAGGCAAACCCGUGUUUGUAAGAGGCAGGACCCGAGAGCCGCUGCUUUCCCGUGCUCUAGCCUCUGCUGGGACUCGUGCAGGAGAGCAGACGGACCGGCAGUCUUUCCAGCCUCUUUCCGCCCGGCCUCCAUGUGGGUUUCCCCGCCCGGCCUUGUCACCGCACAGCCAACUGCCCAGAUAGCUGUGACGAUCCCACCGGGCUGCUGCGCCCCCCAGCCUGGCCAAGGUCAUUGUGUGCACGGCCUGGGCCUGGGCCGUGGGGUCGCGGCCCGGCACCAGUGGAAACCAGUCCUUUGUCUGGAAGCCCGAAGCACAGAUGGGUCCCCCAAUGCCUGAGGCUUCCAGGCUCAGGGGCCCCCCCCCACCUUUGGAGAGAGUUGUGUGAAGGCCCGGUCCUUGACGUGGUCACAGAAAUUCUGUUCUGGUUUAAAGCGACACACGGUGGAUUAUUUAUUCUAAGCUGACGCGAGGCUGCCUGUGGAAGGAAACAGCCAAGUCCCCACCAUGAUGGCUGCGCCGCGGCAUCUGAGCUCGGCCAGUCCUCCCUGAAGCCGGCACCGGCCAGCGAGCGGCCGCUGCAGAGGACAGUUGGGGAGAGGUUCUCGCAGGCGCCGGGGACACGGGCCCUGAUCCUGACGGGAGGCUGGGUCCCUGCGGGAAGGAGGUGCAGAGAUCACUGCGGGGACCUGCGUGUGGUGUCUCUGCUGGUUUUGCUGAAACCCAAGCAGAGGUGCAGACACGGCCCUGGAGGUCCCGCUGAGCUGCCCCCCAGGGCGGUCGGAGGGGCAUCCCGUGUGGGCCAGGCUUGGGAGAAUGGCCCCGCUAGCAUCUCCACCGUGGCCUCGCUCCCUUCUAGAAAGGUCUAGACAGCAAGCCUCCUUGAAGUGGGUCAGGAUGGAGAACAGGGUGCUCUUGUGGGUGAGGCAUCCACGUGGACUAUUCCGUUAUCGUGAAGUAUUUUUAUAUAUCUGUGUUCUGAGCUCUGGUUGUGGAAUUGAACUAUUCAGACUGGAAUUAAAUGCCGUUUUGCA